AUGACGCAGUUCUUGCCACCUAAUUUAUUGGCGCUAUUUGCCGCGCGGGAUCCUAUCCCAUACCUCCCGCCGGCAGCAAAGCUCCCUCACGAGAAGAAACAAAAAGGCUACGAUGGCGUUGGCGCUUUCCUCAGUGUAUUUGAGCAUCCAUCAGAGACUCCACCACCAACACGAGUGGAGACCAGAGAAGAACGCAUGGAGAGGCGAAGAAGGGAGAGGGCGGAACAGACAGCGUACAAGCUAGAACAAGAGAUUGCAUUAUGGGAUCCCACAACCAAUCCAAAGGCUACCAUGGAUCCUUUCAAAACAUUAUUUGUGGCCAGAAUUAAUUACGACACAUCUGAGUCCAAAUUAAGGAGAGAGUUCGAAGGCUAUGGAGCUAUUAAAAAAAUAUGCAUGAUAUUCAGCAAAGACAACGCUAAACCUCGAGGCUACGCGUUCAUCGAGUAUGAGCACGAGCGGGACAUGCACUCCGCUUACAAACACGCCGAUGGGAAGAAAAUUGACGGGAAGCGUGUUCUAGUCGACGUGGAAAGGGCUCGUACUGUCAAGGGCUGGUUGCCUAGGAGAUUGGGCGGUGGACUCGGCGGCACCCGCCGAGGCGGAGCCGAUGUGAACAUCAAACACUCCGGCCGAGAGGACAAUGAGAGGGAGAGGGAGCGGUACCGGCUCGAGCAGAGGGACAGAGAUGAGAGGGGGCGACACGACAGGGGGGAGCGUCCCGCGGGCGGGGCGGGGCGGCGCCGCACGCGCUCUCGCUCCCGGCGCCGCUCGGCGUCGCGCUCCCGGCGCCGCGAGCGCGAGCGGGAGCGCUCGGCGCGCGACCGGGACGACGACGCCGAGCGCAAGCAGCGUCGCCGCUCUCGCUCUCGCUCGCGCCGCCGCCGCUCGAGGGACAAGGAGCGCCGCGACGACAAGAAGCAGAAGAGGCGCGACCGCGACCGCGACAGGAAGGAGACCAAGGUCAAGCCCGAGGAUAUUAAGAUCAAGCAGGAGCCCAACGAUGACUAUCCCGAGUUCAACCUGCCCGUCAUGGAUGUACAGAUCAAGCAGGAGCCCCACGACCACGAGAACAAGUACAAUCCAGAAGAUACCAACGGUGACGAAGAUUACAACUAUUAG
Molecule: messenger RNA, 1122 nt
Organism: Arctia plantaginis
Lineage: Eukaryota; Metazoa; Arthropoda; Insecta; Lepidoptera; Erebidae
Source: the annotation of a GenBank genome assembly